AACUGGUUGGCGAUGCCAGGUGGAUGGGAGCAAACUUCAGAAGGAAGAAGAGACGCCUGGGCCCUGGGCACCCUCAGGGGCAGACCCAGGCAGAGAGGGCCUGAGGCCAGCCGGCCAGGGUAGCAGCGUGGCAGCUGGCGCCGCCAGGACCUGCGUAAGAAAGCCGCGAGUGUUCAGCAGGCUGCGAGCGACUCCCCGGCGAUGCCUCACAACUCAAUCAGAUCCGGCCACGGAGGGCUGAAUCAGCUAGGAGGGGCCUUUGUGAAUGGCAGGCCUCUGCCGGAAGUUGUCCGUCAACGCAUCGUAGACCUGGCCCACCAGGGUGUAAGGCCCUGUGACAUCUCCCGCCAGCUCCGUGUCAGCCAUGGCUGUGUCAGCAAGAUCCUUGGCAGGUACUACGAGACUGGCAGCAUCCGGCCUGGAGUGAUCGGGGGCUCCAAGCCCAAGGUGGCCACUCCCAAGGUGGUGGAGAAGAUAGGGGACUACAAGCGGCAGAAUCCUACCAUGUUCGCUUGGGAGAUCCGGGACCGGCUCCUGGCAGAAGGCGUUUGUGACAAUGACACUGUACCCAGUGUCAGCUCCAUCAACAGAAUCAUUCGAACCAAAGUGCAGCAGCCGUUCAACCUUCCCAUGGACAGCUGCGUGGCCACCAAGUCCCUGAGCCCAGGACACACACUGAUUCCCAGCUCCGCUGUAACGCCCCCAGAGUCACCCCAGUCAGAUUCCUUGGGCUCUACCUACUCUAUCAACGGACUCCUGGGAAUCGCUCAGCCUGGCAGUGACAACAAGAGAAAGAUGGAUGACAGUGACCAGGACAGCUGUCGGCUGAGCAUCGACUCCCAGAGCAGCAGCAGCGGUCCCCGAAAGCACCUUCGGACAGACGCCUUUAGCCAGCACCACCUGGAGCCGCUUGACUGCCCAUUUGAGCGGCAGCACUACUCGGAGGCUUAUGCCUCCCCCAGCCACACCAAAGGCGAGCAGGGGCUGUAUCCACUGCCCUUACUCAACAGUGCCCUGGAUGAUGGGAAGGCUACCCUGACACCUUCCAACACACCCCUGGGACGCAACCUCUCGACUCACCAGACCUACCCGGUGGUGGCAGAUCCUCAUUCACCCUUCGCCAUAAAGCAGGAAACCCCAGAGCUCUCCAGUUCUAGCUCCACCCCUUCCUCUUUAUCUAGCUCCGCCUUUUUGGAUCUGCAGCAAGUCGGCUCUGGGGGCCCAGCAGGUGCCUCGGUCCCACCCUUCAAUGCCUUUCCCCAUGCUGCCUCCGUGUACGGGCAGUUCACGGGCCAGGCCCUCCUCUCAGGGCGAGAGAUGGUGGGGCCCACGCUGCCUGGAUACCCACCCCACAUCCCCACCAGUGGGCAGGGCAGCUAUGCCUCUUCUGCUAUCGCAGGCAUGGUGGCAGGAAGUGAAUAUUCUGGCAAUGCCUACAGCCACACCCCCUACUCCUCCUACAGCGAGGCCUGGCGCUUCCCCAACUCCAGCCUGCUGAGUUCCCCAUAUUAUUACAGCUCUACAACAAGGCCAAGCGCACCACCCACCUCUGCCACGGCCUUUGACCAUCUGUAGUUGUCAUGGGGACAGUGGGGACAACCAGGCAACAGGAGGACUUGGCCUGAGACAGGCCCCAGAGAGUCACACAAAGGAAUCUUUAUUUAUUACAUGAAAAAUAACCACAAUUCCAACAUUGCGGCUCACUCCCUGUGUGGUCAGUUUAAUGAACUGUGAAAGUCAGGAUGACCUUGGAGAAGGCCAAACUGUCCUCCGAGAUUCCUUUUGUGGGGGACAGGAGUUCCAGGAAAAACAAGAAGCAUCCCAUUUCAAAAGAGAUGGAAUUAGAGGAGAAAUGUACCCAGGCUGGUACCCACCAAAGGAGAGAAAAGGGUUCACGAAGAACUUAGAGGGAGACAUGGCUGAGGGUGUACAAGGACCACCUUGCAGUCUUCAUCAAUACAACCCCAGCAAUCAUGGACUAUAAGCAAGCCCUUCUGGCCCAUCAGUCAUAGCCCAGGGCCAGGGCUCUACCUAUCAGUCAUCCUAGGAGUGACCACCUUUAGCCUCUACCACCUGCUGGGCAAGUCAACCAGCAACUUUCUGGGGAUGUCAGCCUACCUUCCCUUUCUUGCUGCUGUGAGCCUACAAGCAUCCCCUAGCCUCUCCACCAGCGAGCGGGUCACCCCUUUGGCAGCAGCGAACCUGUCCCCUGGGAAGUGCUGGCAGCGAGGCUCUGCACAGAGCACAGCGCAAGACAUGAUGGCUGGGACCAUCACAUCCUCUUCUCAACAUCCCUGCCAAGUCAAGUGUGCUUUCUGCAGCUCCAGCCCACGCAGCCACCGAAGAGACCCCCAAGACCAUCAGGAAGAUUCCCUCUCUGGCUCCUCAGCUCCUUCCCCCAACACCACCUCACUGUAAAUACCGUAAAUGAAGCUCUGUUUGGGUCAAGCGUCCCUCUUUCCACCCCCCAGACUUUGGCCUCUGAGUGAAUUGCUUCCCUACUAUGUUGGGCUUUUCUCCUUGAUACUUUUUUCUUUUUUUAAAGACAACCCGCCAUUACCACAUGACUCAAUAAACCAUUGCUCUUGGUCUCAGGUUUUGCGGCA
Peromyscus leucopus (white-footed mouse) is the source of this 2606-nucleotide messenger RNA. It is a transcript of the gene Pax8, whose product is annotated as paired box 8. The record is from RefSeq and is a predicted model, not a curated record. Gene Ontology annotation, molecular function: RNA polymerase II cis-regulatory region sequence-specific DNA binding; DNA-binding transcription factor activity, RNA polymerase II-specific. The transcript has 12 exons. Lineage: Eukaryota; Metazoa; Chordata; Mammalia; Rodentia; Cricetidae. Bases 202 to 1575 code for a protein of 457 amino acids. Gene Ontology annotation, biological process: anatomical structure development; regulation of transcription by RNA polymerase II.